Molecule: messenger RNA, 898 nt
Organism: Gallus gallus (chicken)
Lineage: Eukaryota; Metazoa; Chordata; Aves; Galliformes; Phasianidae
Gene: RPS12
Product: ribosomal protein S12
Exons: 5
Coding region: 39-404 (121 amino acids)
Biological process (GO): translation
Cellular component (GO): ribosome; cytosolic small ribosomal subunit
Molecular function (GO): structural constituent of ribosome
Source: RefSeq, marked validated
GGCUCGCGGCGGCAGCGGGCAUUACUGCUGGAGGUGUAAUGGAUGUUAACACCGCCCUCCAAGAAGUGCUGAAGACCGCACUUAUCCAUGAUGGCCUCGCUCGUGGUAUUCGUGAAGCAGCCAAAGCCUUGGACAAGCGCCAAGCCCAUCUCUGUGUCCUGGCUUCAAAUUGUGAUGAGCCCAUGUAUGUAAAGCUAGUUGAAGCACUUUGUGCAGAACACCAGAUCAACCUGAUAAAGGUUGAUGACAACAAAAAGCUGGGUGAAUGGGUAGGACUCUGCAAGAUCGACAGAGAAGGGAAACCUCGCAAAGUUGUGGGCUGCAGUUGUGUGGUUGUCAAAGAUUAUGGCAAGGAAUCUCAGGCCAAAGAUGUCAUCGAAGAGUACUUCAAGUGCAAGAAAUGAAAAAUAAAUUUUGAGCCUGAUGAGUGUGUGUGCGUGUGAUUAAUGGGUGGGUGCUGGUGGGGUUAUUCUUGUUAUUGCAAAGGAUAACAGCAGAUCUAAGGACUUUAAAGGUCUUGGAGUAGUUUCUCAAUAUUUGAAUUCUGUUUCUUAAAAAGGUAAUGGGAAUCCUUGCAGUUCUUAUUCCUUGAUGCUCCUUUUCCUGUUUGUACCACGGUUUGCAACUUGGGGAACUUCACACAGCUUCUGAAUUGCAGAAAUGCUGAUAGUUGAUUAUGGUCUUUGCUAGCACCUAGUUUGGCAGCGUGUAGGCCUGUACUUGUACAGCAUUUCCAGAGUAACUUGUCUGGGAAAGUCUGAAGUAACUGCUGCAUCUGUGAUGAAAAUUUGGCUCCCUCUACUGAAACAAAUGAGGAGAACUGCCUUAAUCGUUACCCAAAUCUUCUGAGAUGUUGCAGAAAUUCUUCAAAUAAAUCUUAAUUUGUUCAGGAGACUAA